UGAAUUAGGAAGAAAGUGUGAACAGAGAUGCCGGCCAUUUCUCGUUUCAUCUCCAGAACCCUCCGAGAAGUUCACCAUUCCUACCAGAUCGCUAUAUCAACCGUCCUAAAAUUCAUGGUGGUAGCCAGAAACCGGACGUCUCGCAGCCAGAAACCGAUGGAUCGUGGCAUAUUUGCAGUGAACGCAGUCUGCCUGAAGAGGGUCGUGAGCCGAUUGCACGGCCGAUCUUCCAGGUUUGCUUACCACCAACUAUCGCCUGUUUCCGAUGGGUUUGAUGCAGGAGAAAUGCAGAAGAGAGGCUCCGGCGGCACGGAUACUGUGAGGGUAGUCGUGGGAAGGGAGAGGCGGGUGUUUGAGGUGGAUUCCUGUGUUCUAGAGGAAGACCCAUUUCAAGUACUGUUCGAUCUGACGAGGACAGGGAAAGGAAUGGGGGGAGUAAUCUUUGUUGAUUGUGAUUCUAUAUUGUUUGAGCACAUGUUGUGGCUGUUGAACAAUGAUUGGUCAUCGUUCUUCAAUCUGAAACUGAAGGACAUCAUAGAAUUCUAUGCUCAAGACUCCUCCUAGAGUUGUCUCAAAGUGUAUGUGCGUAUCUACAGCAGAGCUGGGAACAGUUUGGGUACUUUGGUGUUCUGCACUGCAAUUUGGUAUUCCAACUUGUCUGAAGCUUUCUGGAUAAGUAGGUGCGUCCAAACAAAUCAAGAUAAGAGAUAUGAUGUUCAUACGGCCAAUUAUUUUCUUCUCUCAGUCCAGCUUGGAUUUAUAUGCUUUGUGAAGGUGCAGGAGGUUGAUGAUGGUGAGAGGAGUAAGACCAAGAUGGACUAAUUGAUUCAGAAUUCAGUUCAUGCUGCAAGAAUUAUUCAUUGUCACUGUAGUCGAGAGUUAGACUUAUGGCAAUCAUUUGUUUUGAUUUGUUCUGAAAUUUAGAAUUUUAUGUCCUAAUUUAAGGACCAUCCCGAAAAUAUGGUUUCUGCCUUUUUUGUGAUUGUAACAUAAGGAAUAAAUGGAAUGAUACAGUUAUGUUCUAGAAUAUAAACAUAUUCUAGGAUUUU
This is a messenger RNA of Nymphaea colorata (pocket water lily), 1049 nucleotides long. RefSeq lists its product as uncharacterized. Lineage: Eukaryota; Viridiplantae; Streptophyta; Magnoliopsida; Nymphaeales; Nymphaeaceae. Gene Ontology annotation, biological process: response to auxin. Bases 28 to 564 code for a protein of 178 amino acids. The transcript has 2 exons. The record is from RefSeq and is a predicted model, not a curated record.